This is a messenger RNA of Saccostrea cuccullata (small rock oyster), 1477 nucleotides long. Its product is annotated as A-kinase anchor protein 17A-like. The transcript is spliced from 6 exons. The record is from RefSeq and is a predicted model, not a curated record. The annotation marks the transcript as partial. Lineage: Eukaryota; Metazoa; Mollusca; Bivalvia; Ostreida; Ostreidae.
UGCAGAUUGACCAAGGACUCAAAGAUUUUAAAUUACUUCUAAGAAUAAUUUAAAAAACAAGAUGCCAGAAAGAGAUCUGAUGGAAGUUCGAUAAAAUAAUAAUAAUUUCCUAACAAUGGCUGGGACAACAACUUUAUGCAGUGAUACCUCAGAAGCUGUAGAGCUGUUUAAAGCCCAGGGACUGUACUUAAAGCCCAUCUCUAAACUGACAGUAUGUGUACAGCUGCCAAAACUGAAAGAGAUGGGAAAAUCUAUAUCAAAUUGGGAAGUGAUGGAAAAAAUCAAACACAUGGCCAAACCCCAUACUUUCAUAUCACUAAAGAUUAUCAAGAGCACCAUGGAGUUCGUGAGGAUGGAAGGAGAAGCAGAUACAAAAUUACAAAUCAAAGCUAUAGUACAAUGUCUCGACUCCAAGACAAUUAAACUCAGUGGCUUCCCAGAGGUGCUCAAGGUCAAGGCUGCUGAGGCCAAGGUCAGUCACCCAUGUCAGCAUGACUGGGACUCAUUUUUCAGGGAUGCCAAAAACAUGAAUGAAAUGAAACCUGGAGAGAGACCUGACACAGUGCAUUUGAGAGACUUGCCUACAAAGUGGUUCACAAACAGACAGAAGGACAAACCUAGUGAACAAAUCGUGAAGAGAGUGUUUGAAAACUUUGGUGAGGUGCGCUGCAUGGAUAUUCCCAUGUUGGACCCCUAUAGGAAAGAGAUGACCACUCUGAAGUCUAGUGGACUGCAGACUUUCAGUUUUAACACGGGCAUUACUUUUGACGUUUAUGUUCAGUAUAAAGACUACAUCAGCUUUAUGAAAGCCAUGGAUUCAUUACGAGGAAUGAAGUUAUUGUAUAUAAUGGAAGAUGAUGAAAAGAAAGCAUAUACAGCCAACAUUAAGGUGGACUUUGACAAAACAAAGCAUUUGUCAGACAAAUCAAUAAAGAAACGUAGGAUAGAACGUGAAAAGUUAGAACAACUGGAAAGAGAGAGAGAAGAGAAAGUUCGGAAGGAGAGAGAAGAGGAAGAAAGGAGAGUACAGGAAGAAAAGAGAAAAAAAGAAGAUGAGGAAAAAGAAAAGAGGAGGAAACAUUUAGAGAAAAUGGAGAAGAGGGAGAACAGAAGAAAAGAGAGAGAGGAAAAGAGGAGGCAGAAAGCUCUGGAGAGGAAAAGGCUGGAGGAAGAGAGGAAAUAUCAGAUCAAAAUUCAAACAGAGGAAAGGCGCUUCCUCCUUGCUCAGAGGAAACUGGAGUCUAUCCGCCUACUAGGAGAACUUUUUACUAGAAUUAAGAAUAUAAAGGUUUCCAAUGACUUAGCUCAGAGGGAGAUUGAACUAGAGGAGGAACGACGUAAACAGUUAGAGGAGGAAACAAGGCUCAAGGAGGAAAUGAAGCGAAGGAAAAUAGAGAGCAAGAAAAGGAGGAAAGAGGAACUCCUUCAUCAUGAAACAGAACUCAGGGAAAAGAUUCUCAAAAACUGGAAGGAAAAG